Rhagoletis zephyria (snowberry fruit fly) is the source of this 1460-nucleotide messenger RNA. RefSeq lists its product as uncharacterized. Gene Ontology annotation, molecular function: nucleic acid binding; catalytic activity; zinc ion binding. The record is from RefSeq and is a predicted model, not a curated record. Lineage: Eukaryota; Metazoa; Arthropoda; Insecta; Diptera; Tephritidae.
CACCAACAGUGUGCGCUACACAAAUAGGCACAAGUGCGAUUUUUGUGUACUAGUGGACACUUCUAAAUCUACAAUGAUCGAAAACGACAAAAUGUGAAAUGGUCUCUUCCUGUGGGACAAAAUAAAAAACUUUAAUAUUUUAGGAAUAAAAAAAAUAAAAGCAAUAGGUAGGUCGCAUUAUAAAUUUUUUUUUGAAAAUUUCGAAGCAGCAAACAAAUGCAUAGACAACCCGGACUUACUCAAAAAUAAUAUGAGACCGUUCAUACCCAAAAGCAUGGUGGAAACCACCGGAGUAGCGAGGCAAAUUCCACUUAAUUUCACGGAACAGGAAAUAAAGAACAAUAUAGUUUCAGACAUACCGAUCACAUCAAUUACAAGGAUUACCAGAAGAGACCCUAAUGACAAAGAAAAAUUCAUCCCGACGUAGAUACUCUGUAAAGAUAGCCUUUGAAGGUAACGAGAUACCAGAAUCAAUUGAAAUAUUCUAUGUAAAGAUAAAAAUUGUCCAUUAUAUCCCAAGAAUUAGACACUGCUAUAACUGCGGAAGAUUAGGGCACACCAAAAUGGCGUGCAAAGCAGCAAACAGAUGUAUAGUUUGUGGUAAAGCAGAGGGCUGCAAUAGCAAAUGUAACCAGAACACAAAAUCAUGCAUACUAUGUGGAGGCGAUACCCACAACUCACUCGAAAGUAGCAAAUGCUCCGUAUGGGCAAAAGAAAAAAAGGUAGUAGAAAUAAUGACCAUUAAAAAGGUAUCCAAAUCAGAGGCAAUAGGGAUGUACAAUCUCAACAAUAAUAACAGAUUCUCUGCUUUAGACGAUUUUGAAGGGAACUUCCCUCAUUUAGAUACAAAAAAAACAGUAAUGAUCAAUAACGACGAAGUGGUUAACAAAAAACUCACUACUACCAAAUACAAUCAAGUCGUAAAGAAAAAUAUUCCACAAGUAUCCGCACCACCAAAGCCAACCUACAACGCCCCGAGAGUUAAAGCAAGCAUACAGCCUGUAUAUGAAAUGGCGAACUGGACUAAGGUAAAGUACACAUACAAGACAAAAUUUCAAUUAGCAAUGAUGACCAGUUCGAUCAAAAUAUUACAAUAUAACAUACAAAGCUUAAAAAGCAAUAAAAACUAUGUAGACCUUUUUAAUAGUAACAACAACAUUGAUAUAGUAUGCCUUCAGGAGAUUUUCUCACAUGACAACCAAACAACAAUUCAUAACCUAUUCAACUUCAACUUGCUUAGAAAAACCAGAACCGACGGCUACGGUGGUGUAGGAAUCGGAUUCAGAAAAGACAUCAGGCAUGGGGAGACAGAAUAUGCAACUCCAAAGGAAGCAUUAUUAUCAACGAAAUCAGCUAUACAAACCUUCAAUGCAUCAACAGCGGAACUAUUACCCACCGUACCGGAAACAGUGCCGGGUCUGUAAUAGACAUAACGUUCACAAAUAUUAAUAGCAGUUUGA